GACCCCCGUAUCCUAGAAGAUGUUCAACGAGCUCUCAAGCUGAAGGCUCGGCGUGAAGCGCGAUUGCAAGCGAGGGCAAACCCAGCACUGAGGGCAGUUACUUCAAAGUCAGACAUGACCUCCACGUCGUCUUACUCUGCGAGUUCCUCUCUCGCGCGAGGGAUACAACCAGUCCUAGGGCCACCCGCCCUAUCGUCGCGUCUGAAUGGCCCAAGUUUGGAAUCAGAGAUUGAUUUUAGCCCAUCGGUGGGAAAUGAAAUCGUGGUUGGGGCGCAUCCUGUUCCUAUGUCCUCAAAUGAUGGCACGACUCUGGACUGGGCCGGAUCAUAUUCAGAAGACGAGAAACCAGACAAGCGGUGGAGUCUUCGUUCUAAGCGGAAGCCUAAGGACAAAGGCACUGGUAACUCCAGCAAGGACGUCGUAGAGAAGCAAAAAGCGCUAUACGUUGAUAAACUUGCCCGUAUUCGACAAUCCGUGAAACAUAAUACUGAGAAGAAGGCUGAAAUCACACGGCAACAACUCGGACGAAGAUACAACUUACUCUUUUCCUCUCUCAAUUCGAACUCGAGCCCCCUUUCACCCACCCAAAUUGUUCGUUGGUACUCGAACGUAGAUCCUCUAGUACAGGCGGACCUUGACCGGGCGGAGCCGUUGACAUGGAUAAAACACUUGCGCGAUCGACGAGGGACCAAGAGCUCUGAUCGCUCUACGUGGCAUAUAUCCGCGCUCGUCGCUGAGGAAUUUGUGAGGUUACAUCCUCGCCGAGAGACUAUGGAAACAAUCCCAGAAAACGCGCUCCCAGUCGGGUCUCCCUCUUUGUCAUUUCUUUCACGCCAAGAGAGAUCUCCAUCCAACACUUCGAGCUUUGAUAUUUCAUAUCGUACCCAGCUUGAUGCGUCUCUAUCGCGCAUAAGACUCCUCGAUAGUGCCAUUGCGCAGAAUCAACGCAAUCGUUCUCUCUUACAACGUGUGGCCGUCAGUGUCAAGGAGUAUGACAAUGCUCAAACGAGGAUGUCCAGGUCCUUGGGAUUGUCUUUUUCCACCUUACCCCCAGAGCUUCUUGACGCGCUAUCUCAUGAUCCAGCGAUCGUGAUAGGUUCCACGCGUCUCUUGAAGGGGUGGAGAGCCGUCGAGGAUAUUCACGACCACAUCCGUAACCAACAAGAGACAAUUCAAGCCUUUUUAGUGCAGGCGUCCGAACAAGACGAUAUACCACCCCAACCCAGCAUUCUCGAUCACCCCCUCUCGGCUCUAUCACGCUCUUUAGACGCUUUAGAAGUGAAUCGUGUCUCCAUAACAGAGCAGUCGCACAAAGUGGCCGAGGCUCUUGCCAAGGUGAAGGAAUUGCAUGCAGUUGUCAAGAGCGAAUUCAACGAAACGGUUGCGCAUACGUCCGUAGUUUAUCCAGAGCUUUCGCACAUUGUCGCAUUGGAGGAAAGCUACAAAGAUCAUUAUCAACAGUUCUGGGAACUUGGCAUGGACGCUCUCACUUUCCUUUUGGACACAGUUACGCCGGUCUGGAGGAUCUACGGGAAGGUUAUUGGGAUAGAUAUCCAGGAUUUCCUUAUCAUACCUUGGUACCGGAACGAGUUCACGGGCGAGGCAAAGCGAUACCCCAUUCUAGCGCUUCCCAAACGGUCUUUACGGCACUGGAUUGCACUCAUUUUAUUCUUUUAUAUCACGCUCGCCACUCUUUUGCUGCAGAUCCGCGCUGCGUUGACUUGCAUCUCAUUCUCUCGUUCACAUUUUAUCAUUGACUUAGGGUUACAGUGGAUGGCCGUUCCAAUCUUUUGGUUCGCGCUAGUGAUACAGUGGUGUGCUGUUGCUGUGGAGGUAUGCAUCGUCGCCGCUGAAUGUGGGGUGGUUAUGUGGUGGCUCUGCUGGUGGGCGAAGAUUGUGGAUUAGUUUGCAUUGUCACCUUCGUUUCUUUCCUUAUGAUGUUUUCGAUAUCUGCAUGGGUGGAUGGGUAUAUAUUCGUCUCAGUUAUUUCAUGGACAUUCACACACAUGAUCUAGGUAUUAUCAGUAGUAGAAUCACAUAAUUAUAAUCACUGCACUGAUGGCUGGGAUUGGGCAUCCCCAGGCACUAAUAAUACAGGGGUGCUCGUAGCCAAAGGUGAAUGGGCAUGUAUAGUCG
Heterobasidion irregulare TC 32-1 is the source of this 2136-nucleotide messenger RNA. RefSeq lists its product as uncharacterized. The record is from RefSeq and is a predicted model, not a curated record. Lineage: Eukaryota; Fungi; Basidiomycota; Agaricomycetes; Russulales; Bondarzewiaceae. Bases 115 to 1905 code for a protein of 596 amino acids. The transcript is spliced from 4 exons.